AUGGGGCGUGUCCCCCCUCUCCAUGCUCCAAUAUUAUCCUCCCUCUUUGUUUCAUGUCGAUAUUCUCCAGAGAAGGCAGGGAAAUGGACCUAUCGCUCUGCGCCCAUCUAUUCGCUCGCCUCGCGCAUGAAGGAGUUUGCGAAUGACCAGACUCCAGGGCCUGCCGCCUACGGGCUCCCCCCAGUGAUCGGGCCCAAGGUCGUCGGCAAGAGCUCUGCCCCAAACUAUUCCCUCCUGGGGCGCAGCUUGCUUGGCAGCUUCUAUGAGGACCUGAGCAAGACGCCAGGGCCCUGUAACUACCGUGUGGUGGAACCCAGCGUGUACAAGACCCGGGCCCCCCAGUACAGCAUGCUUGCCCUCAACAUGCUCCUUGGGAAUAGCACGCAGAAACCAGGGCCCGGGGCACACAGCCCGGAGAAGUACGUCCAGCAGCGUGGCCAGACCUUUGGGAUCCGCCACUCCGACUACCUGGCGCCCCUUGUCAUAAACAGAUAGCUAAGGGUUAAUGUCUCUUUCACCUGAACCACCUGACCAGAGGACCAAUCAGGAAACAGGAUUUUUUUCAACUCUGGGUGGAGGGAAUUUUGUGUCUGAGUCUUUGUCUGUCUGCCUGCUUUUCUCUCAGCUUUGAGAAGUGAUUUCUGUUUUCUAAUCUUCUGUUUCCAAGUUGUGAGUACCAAACAUGGUUUUGUUGUUUUUGUAUUUACAUGUCU
Messenger RNA from Gopherus flavomarginatus (Mexican gopher tortoise), 713 nucleotides. Its product is annotated as outer dense fiber protein 3-like. Gene Ontology annotation, cellular component: cytoskeleton. The coding region runs from base 1 to 495 and encodes 164 amino acids. The record is from RefSeq and is a predicted model, not a curated record. The transcript is spliced from 5 exons. NCBI's taxonomy places the organism in Eukaryota, Metazoa, Chordata, Testudines, Testudinidae.